Molecule: messenger RNA, 747 nt
Organism: Sparassis crispa
Lineage: Eukaryota; Fungi; Basidiomycota; Agaricomycetes; Polyporales; Sparassidaceae
Exons: 4
Coding region: 1-747 (248 amino acids)
Molecular function (GO): protein binding
Source: RefSeq, a predicted model, not a curated record
AUGCCGCAAGCUCCUGCACCUUUCGACGCGCGUACGGCGGAUGUGAUAGUGCGUUCGUCAGAUGCGGUCGACUUCCGCGUUCGCAGCAGGAUCCUCUCCGAAGCCUCUCCGUUCUUCGAAACCAUGUUCACUCUUCCGCAGAAAGACGGAACUGAAAUUUCAGAAGAUUCCCUUCCAGUAGUAACGGUCACCGAGGAUGCCCAAGUAUUGGACAAGCUUCUCCGCAUCUGCUAUCCUAUUGUCAAGCCACCGUUGUCAGACCUGGAGGAGAUCGAGGAAGUCUUAGCCGCAUCAAUCAAGUACGACAUGGAGUUCGCGAAGUCGUAUUGCGUCAAGGCGCUUUUGGACUCGUCAGACACGCACGAGCGCUCUCUUACAGUCUAUGCUAUCGCAAUCAAGCUCAGGCUACCCACUGAGGCUCAUACGGCUGCGAGGCAAUGUCUAUCAUACGCAUUUAACUCUAUCGAGACCAGUGCCGGAGGAUUGCCGUCGUGCUGGAGGGAGUUUCGAGUGGACGAGGAAUGCUACCGUAAAUAUGCUCUGAAAGAGGUGGAGACCACACCGUGCGGUGCCGCCAUUCGCAAGAGUAGGCUCCUGGACUUGACAGAGGUAUUAGCCCCCCACGAAAAGCCAGACUGUCUGGAGUGUUUGGAUCAAGUACUAUGGGCUCUACGUGAUAUCAAGGAGGAGUUGGCGGCUGAUAUAGAUGGCAGCAUCGCAUCCGUUGAGCUUAAACUCUCUCUAUGA